GCCUAUCGGCCAAUCUGCUAGGCAAGACAGCAAUUGUCUCUAGGUCUUCAAGAUACAAUCAUCGUUUUAAACAUGGUUUCUAUUAAGAUCAACCCAGGGGCGUCGGUGCGGGUUGUCGCGGUGCCGCCGUGACCAUCACACAUACGUCCGAGGGCUCCAGAGACACAGCACAGAGCGUCGCGGAUGGGAGUCGCCCAACCAACGUGUAUGCAGUCAUCGAAGCCGGAUUGGAGGCCUUUGCGCGAGUCUGGGCCACCGAGAUGGGUCAGGCCCACUGCAUCACCGUCAACUGUGUCAGUCCAGGUCCUAUCGCCACCGGGCAGUUUCAUAAGAGCGCCCUGGAAUUCAAGGACGCAAUGCAGCCGAUGAUUCAGGCGACGUCGACAGAGGCCCGGAUGGGGAGGUCGAUGACAUCGUCCCUUUAGUUAGGUGAGUUCGUUCAUUCUGUUCUCAUUGGUAACUGCUCACACC
This is a messenger RNA of Aspergillus sclerotioniger CBS 115572, 471 nucleotides long. RefSeq lists its product as uncharacterized. The transcript has a single exon. NCBI's taxonomy places the organism in Eukaryota, Fungi, Ascomycota, Eurotiomycetes, Eurotiales, Aspergillaceae. The coding region runs from base 261 to 425 and encodes 54 amino acids. The record is from RefSeq and is a predicted model, not a curated record.